Messenger RNA from Prunus armeniaca (apricot), 1278 nucleotides. Lineage: Eukaryota; Viridiplantae; Streptophyta; Magnoliopsida; Rosales; Rosaceae. The record is from the annotation of a GenBank genome assembly.
AUGGAUCACACAAAUUACAAUAAAGACCCUACACUUGGUUUAAUUACCAAAGUAUCUACUCCAGCUGCCAUAGUUGAAUUUGACAUAUUUCCACAAGGUGGUUUCACUAGUUUGUCUGCUCUACCAACCGCACCUAAUCCCAGAGCCCAACCUCCACCUUUUGCACUUGCUCAACCUCACUUCAGGCCCGAACUCCCCAUCAAGCGCGCGGUCUCCCUUUCCAGGCUUGCAUCUCACUCCAGAACCAUGCCUCCUUUUAGGCCCAAGCAUCAUUUUCGGUCCCAGCCCCACACCAUGCCCCAAUCGUCUUCCAGUCUCUCACCUUUCUCCUGUCCAGCUAGCUACCUCCGUCUAGAGUGCAAACCCAUCUUCAUCAACACUUGCACAUGCCCUUCUUCCACCCUUUGCGGCAUCCCAACCAUCUCAUCCAAUGACUACAAGACUUCGUGCUGGAAUUCUCUAACCCAAAACUCAAACCGACGGAACUGUUCGCAUCUUGAAUGGCGUUCCGCCAUGACUGAUGAAAUCAAUGCUCCUCUUAAAGAUAAAACAUGGUCUUUGGUUCCUCCCUCUCCCUUACACACUCUAGUUGGUUGUAAAUGGGUAUUCCGCAUCGAGGGCCACUCUGAUGGUCUUCUAGAGCGUUACAAGUCUCGUUUGGUGGCCAAGGGUUUUAACCAACAACCAGAAAUCAACAUGGGUGAUUCAGAAUCUUUGCAUUCCGCUGAUGAGCUGAAACGCCAGAAGAAAAUCAAAAUGGCCAUAUAUAUUACUAUUUUCGUGGUGUUUCAGAUCAUAGUUAUCACCACAAUGAGUCUCACUGUGAUGAAAGUUAAGACCCCCAGGUUCAGGCUAGGCAACAUCAACGUCCAGAGCUUCGAAUCUGUCCCGGCAACGCCUUCAUUCGACACGAAAUUCACAACCCAAAUCAAGAUCAAGAACUCAGCCAACUGGGGUUCCUACAAGUUCAAUGCUGCCAAUGUCACAUUUCAAUACCAAGGAGCGACUGUGGGAGUAAUUAAUAUCGCAAAGGGCAAGGCUGGAUGGCUUUCGACCAUAAAAAGAAAUGUGGAGGUGACUUUGAGUUCAAGUGGAUUAACUGGUUCAAAUCUGGGCAGCGAAUUGAGCAGUGGGGUGUUGACGCUCAACAGCGUAGGCAGAUUGAAUGGAAAAGUAGCAAUUAUGUUCAUAAUGAAGAAGAAGAAGGCUAGCAACAUGAACUGCACCAUAGCUUUUGAUGUGGCAGCCAAGACUCUCAAAUCUUUACAGUGCAAAUGA